AUGAAAUUAUUCGGUAUUAUAAUAAAACUAAAUGUUUUUAAAUUAAACAGGAAUAAUAAUAUAUAUAAGAAAAAAUUAAAUAAUUAUCAUUCAACGAAUUACAGCUAUUUGGUGAAUCUUUUAAAUAAAAAAAGUAAUACUUCGAAUGAAAUAUAUUCUUUACAUUCGUUACUUACUACAGUAUCAGAAUAUAAUUAUGAUAAAUUAAAAUAUAUAAACAAAACUAAUUCAGAUUUAUUAGAUAAUGAUGAAUAUAAUAUUAUAUUAGAAAAAUGGAGAAAAUGUAUUAAAAUUUACAUCAGCUGGUUUCCUGAAAUUAAUGAAGAUAAAUAUAAAUCAAAAUGUUUUUCUUUACCAAGUAGUAUGACUUUUCAUAUUGUUAUUCCUAAUAAUGAUAUAAACUUAUAUAACAUUUUAGAGACAUAUGAUAAUUUUAACUUUCAUAAGAUUUUAGAAAAUAUGCACAAUGGAAUAAACGAAAACUCCGAUUCUUCAAAUUAUAAAAGUGAAGAAUAUAAUAUUUAUUCAAAUAUAAGAAAUAAAAACAUUGAAAAUAAUCAUUAUGAAAAUAAUUCUCAAAAAAUUAGAACAGAUGCAUCUGGAAAAGAAAACUUACAUGAAGUUACAAAUAACUUGGAUAAAAUUAAUAUAAAUGAAAAUAAAAAUAAUAGUAAAAAUACAUCAAAAAGGAAAAAAGAUGAAAAUAUCCCAAAUUGCAUAGAAUACUCGAUUAAAAAAGAGAUAAACUUAUAUAAAAUAGAAAAUUUAAGAAAUGUUUCAAGUGGAAAUAAUAAUGAAAUUAAAUUUAAUAAUUCUUAUUGUAGCAAUAAUGAAGAUCUUAUCUUUUUUUUUUCUUUUAAUUUAUAUGAUUUGAAAAAUAAUGAAGAAUUCAAAGAAAUAUUAAGUGAAUGUUUACAAGGUAAUUUUGUCAAAAAACACACGAACUGUUUUAAUCCUUUUCUUUUUAUAGUUUAUGAUUUUAAAACUUUAAUACAUAUAUUGAAUAAUAUAGAACUAAAAUUAAUGAACAUUGACAAUGUCUUUGAUAUUUAUAUUAUAAGUUCAUUAUUACAACUUGUUCAAAGAGGAGAAAAGUUGCAAACUGUUUUCAGUGCAUAUUUAAAUGAUCAAUUAAAUUUUAAACAUUCUAAAAAUUCGACACAACUAAUAAAUUUUUCCCACUUUUCAAUUUUCCCUCCUGAAUUUUCGGAUGUUCUUUCAGGAAAAUAUGGAAUAUAUGGUUGGGGUAAAUAUCAAAAAAUGAAAGAAAAAAGUAAUAAGAAAAAGAAAAAUUUAGAAAAUAUUAAUGAAAAUGAAUUAAAUUGUACAGAUAAUAUAAAAGAUAAAAUGAAUAAGUAUACUAAUUUAGUAAAGUAUCAAAAAAAAAAUAUAUUAAAUAGAGAUAAACAUAAUCAAUUUAGGUUUAUUCCUAUAGAUAUAAAAAAUCUAAAUAAUAUUAAAAAAAUGGCAUUUGGAAAUAAAAGGAGUAUGUAUGAAAUAACUGAAGAAGAUAUGAUAAGUUAUUGUAUUUCAAGAAAUUGUUGUUUGAUCAUUUUAUUUGACUUUUUGAUAAAAAAAUUUGAAGAAAAUUUAAAUUUAUUAAAUAUUUAUAUAAAAAUAGAACAACCGUUAAUACUUUGCAUAAGUGAAAUUGAAAAAAGAGGAAUAUUUCUAAAUGAAAAAAAAAUAGAAGAAAUUCAAAAAAAUUCUGUUGAUCCACUUAUUUAUAAAAAAGAGAUAGAAAAUUUAUGUAAUUGUGACAUAAAUUUAAAUUCGUCAAAACAAGUAUCUUCUUUAUUAUAUAAAUAUUUACUUAAUCUUACUUUUAAUAAUGAUAAUUCUGAUAAAGAGAUUGAGUAUGAUCAAAGAACUAAGUGUGAAAUAAAAAAAAUUCAAAAUGAUGAAAAAGUUCCCUAUAUAACUAACUAUGAAAAUAGUGUUUUUGAUUAUACCAAUGAAGAAACUAAUGAAAAUGAUUGUGACAAAAAUAGUGAUAUGAAAAAAAAAAAUAUACAUUUAAAUGAUAAAUUAAUGGAAAAUAUAAUAAACAGUAAUUAUUCCAAUCCAACACCUAUUACUUCAUUAUCUACCUUAUCUUCUUCACCUACAUCUAACAUAAUUGAAGAAAAUGCAUCAUAUUUUAAUAAUACUAUAAAUGAAAUGAAAAAAAGUAAAAAUUUUCUGACAAAUAAUAAAAUGUUAAAAAUUAUUGUAGAUGAAAUAGAAAAAUGUGAUUCUAUAAAUGGAAAAGAAAAAGAAAAAAUUAAAAAAAUAAUUAGUAAUAUAAAAUUAUAUAGAGAAUCAAAAAAGUUAUUUCAGAAUUAUAUAGAAAAUUUACCUAAAUAUAUACAAAAAAAUACGAAGAAAAUUCACUGCAAUUUUAAUCAAAUAGGUGCUUCAACAGGUAGAUUGUCAUGCGAUCAACCUAAUUUGCAAAAUAUUCAUUCUAGAUUCAGAUGUGCUAUAUCUUUAAAAAAAGAAAAUGGAUUAAAUGAAUAUAAUUUUUUAGAAAUAAAUAAGAAGAAUUUGAUUGCUUUCGAUUACAGACAAAUGGAAUUAUUUGUUAUGGCUUAUUUAAGUUUCGAUGUUGAAUUAUUGAAGUUAUUAAAUUAUAAUGAUGUUUUUAUUGAAACUGCAAAACUUUUAUUUAACACAAAUAAUGUAACAAACGAAUUAAGAAGAAUGACUAAAACUGUCAUUUAUGGAAUUUUAUAUGGACAGACAGAAAGUGGAUUAGCAAAAAGCUUAUUAAUAAGUGAUACUCUAGCAAAUAAAUUAAUUCAAAAUUUUUUUAACUUCUUUCCAAAUGUUUAUAAAUUUAUGCAAAUGCAAAAGUAUUUAGUUAAGCAUAUGGAUUGUGUUUAUACAUUAAUAGGAAGAAAAAGAAUAAUAUUACCAAAUAUAAAAAAUAAAUAUAGAAUUAGUAUGAAUUCACCAAUUCAAGGUUGUGCAGCUGAUAUCAUGAAAUUUUCUUUAUUAUCUUGCUUUAAUAUUUUAAGUCAUGAUAUUUAUAGCAACCCAAGAUUAUUAAAAAUAAAUGAUAUUACUACUUUACCUAAUGAUAAUCCAAAUUUUUUGAAGAUAACCAAGUUAAUAUUACAAGUUCAUGAUGAAUUAUUAUUAGAAAGUGAACAAGAAGCCACUAAUUAUAUAGUUCAUUUAUUAAAACCAGUUUUAGAAAAUGCAUUUUAUAAUUUAAUACAUUAUACAAACUCUUUCAAUAGACUUCAAUUAUUAUUUGAUUAUAUGCAUGAUAAUAUUUCUAUCAAAACUUACAUUGAAUAUUUAGAAAAAGUUAAUAAUCAAACAUAUAAAAUUAAUCAAUAUGAACAAAAUAACUUAUCUUCUAAUUUGUCAAGCUGUGAUAAUGAAAUUUUUUCAAAUUAUAAUUUUAAAUUACCUAUUAAGGUAGAAUUUGGUGCACAUUAUAAAGAAUCAUCUUAA
Molecule: messenger RNA, 3444 nt
Organism: Plasmodium gallinaceum
Lineage: Eukaryota; Apicomplexa; Aconoidasida; Haemosporida; Plasmodiidae
Product: DNA polymerase 1, putative
Exons: 1
Coding region: 1-3444 (1147 amino acids)
Biological process (GO): DNA-templated DNA replication; double-strand break repair
Molecular function (GO): DNA-directed DNA polymerase activity; DNA binding
Source: RefSeq, a predicted model, not a curated record